This is a messenger RNA of Cyprinodon variegatus (sheepshead minnow), 2739 nucleotides long. RefSeq names its product kinesin-like protein KIF2A. The transcript has 21 exons. The record is from RefSeq and is a predicted model, not a curated record. Gene Ontology annotation, molecular function: ATP binding; microtubule binding; microtubule motor activity. The coding region runs from base 1 to 2199 and encodes 732 amino acids. Gene Ontology annotation, biological process: microtubule-based movement. NCBI's taxonomy places the organism in Eukaryota, Metazoa, Chordata, Actinopteri, Cyprinodontiformes, Cyprinodontidae.
AUGGCGGCGAUUUUCGGGAAGAUUUUCGUGGGCAUUUACGUGGAGAUAAAGCGAAGCGACGGCCGAAUACACCAGGCUAUGGUCACAUCCCUGCAUGAAGACAACGAGAGUGUGACGGUGGAGUGGAUCGAGAACGGGGACACUAAAGGGAAGGAGAUCGACCUGGAGAGCAUCUUUGCUUUGAAUCCAGAUGUUGCUCCUGAUGAAGAAAUACCUCAGAGUCCCGAAGCUCCUGUUCCUCCGUCCAGCGUCACCAAAACCAGCAAAGUUCCCAAGACCAAACGGAUCACAGCGAUACCUAAGCCUGAAAAUGCUCCACGGGAGAACAGAGCUGCAGCAGUGGGAACCACCCGGGCCCGUCCCAGUCAGCACAGCCAAGCUGCAGAACCACCUCCGCCCUCCAUCACUCCCCAGCAGGCUGUAAAAGAGUCUCUGCUGCAGCAGCAAAACGCACGCAGGAAAUCCAACUGUGUGAAGGAGGUGGAGAGGCUGCAGGAGCAGAGGGAGAAAAGGCGUCUCCAGCAGCAAGAGCUUAGAGAGAAGAGGGCCCAGGAGGUUGACGUUAAUCUACCAAACUAUGAGAUUAUGUGCAUGAUCAGAGACUUCAGGGCCAGCCUGGAUUACAGACCUCUAACAUCCAAUGAUGCUAUUGAGGAGCACAGAAUCUGUGUGUGUGUUCGUGCACGUCCACUUAAUAAAAAAGAGUUGUCCGUUAAGGAUCUGGAUGUGAUCACCAUUCCCAGUAAGGACGUGGUGAUGGUCCAUGAGCCCAAGCAGAAAGUGGACCUGACCCGCUACCUGGAGAAUCAGACUUUCCGGUUCGAUUACGCUUUUGACAGGAACUCAACCAAUGAAAUGGUUUACAGGUUUACAGCUCAGCCACUGGUUGAGACAAUUUUUGAAAGAGGGAUGGCGACCUGCUUCGCCUACGGACAAACCGGAAGUGGGAAAACACACACAAUGGGAGGGGACUUUUCAGGAAAGAACCAGGACUGCUCUAAGGGAAUCUACGCACUGUCAGCCAGAGAUGUUUUUCUCAUGUUGAAGAAACCUGUUUAUAAGAAGUUGGAUCUGCAAGUUUUUGCCACAUUUUUUGAGAUUUACAGCGGAAAGGUGUUUGACCUGCUAAACCGCAAAGCCAAAUUACGAGUCCUGGAGGAUGGGAAGCAGCAGGUGCAGGUGGUAGGGCUGCAGGAGAGGGAGGUGAAAUGCACCGAGGAUGUCCUCAAACUCAUCGAAAUGGGAAACAGCUGCAGGACUUCCGGUCAGACCUCAGCUAACGCUCACUCCUCUCGGAGCCACGCUGUGUUCCAGAUCAUCCUGCGGCGACGGGGUAAGAUGCAUGGAAAGUUCUCCCUCAUAGACCUGGCAGGGAACGAGAGAGGGGCGGACACGUCCAGCGCCGACCGACAGACCCGACUGGAGGGAGCCGAGAUCAACAAGAGCCUGCUUGCAUUGAAGGAAUGCAUCCGAGCCCUCGGCAGAAAUAAACCCCAUACUCCGUUCAGAGCCAGCAAGUUGACCCAAGUCCUGAGAGACUCCUUCAUUGGAGAAAAUUCAAGAACAUGCAUGAUAGCAACUAUUUCCCCUGGGAUGGCCUCCUGUGAAAAUACGUUAAAUACUCUAAGAUAUGCCAACAGAGUAAAGGAGUUUGGAAUAAGCCCUUCAGAUAUUCCCUUUUCCCAGACCGGUGGUGGAGGAGGGCGCUCCGAGCUCUCACCUACUUACGAGAUGAAGAAUGUCACAGUGGACCCUGCAUCAGAACUGGAUUGUCAUGAGGAAGGACACAUCACCCAGCUGGAAGUACUGGAGGCUCAGUGGGGGGUGGGGAGCUCUCCGCAGAGAGACGACCUGAAGCUGCUCUGCGAACAGAACGAGGAAGAGGUUUCUCCACAGCUCUUCACCUUCCAUGAAGUUGUGUCUCAGUUGGUGGAGAUGGAGGAGCAGGUGCUGGAGGACCACAGGGCUGUGUUCCAGGAGUCGAUCCGCUGGCUGGAAGACGAGAAGGUGCUUCUGGAAAUGACAGAGGAGGUGGACUACGACGUGGAAUCAUAUGCAACCCAGCUGGAGCAGAUCCUGGAUCAGAAGAUAGACAUUCUGACUGAGCUGAGGGAUAAAGUCAAAUCUUUCCGCUGUGCUCUCCAAGAAGAGGAACAAGCUAGCAAACAAAUAACCCCCAAGAGGCCUCGAGCGCUAUAAACGUACCCACGGUCCUCGCUGCUCCUCAGACAGGUGCAGUCCUGCUGUGAUGACAUCACUGUACAUGAAGGAAGCGAUAAACUCAGAAAAGAUUUCCACCAUCCGCUGCUCCCGCAUUUAUUUUUCCUUCAUUCAUCCGUCCUGUUGAACAUAGGAGCUGACAGGCUCCUUUGUUUUAGGUGUUUCAGAGAGGUUUGUAUGGAAGGCCCAUUUUGAAUUAAUUCAUGUUCUUUCCAUUGUCAUCUGUUAUCUAAUAAACGGCAGAGCCUGCAGUGUUUUAUGCGGUAGUUAUACGUCACCUUGGCUUUUCUUUACAGCAAAACACAUUUGAAGCUAAUUAGCAUCACUUCUGGCCCUAAACUGUAAUUAAGGAAUGAUCUGAGACCCUAGGACAGGUGAUUGAUGGAAAUUGACAUUACAGAAAGAUUAAUAUCUACUUAUACUUGAAAAUAUUUGGUGUACAAAACAAACUAGUAUUUAGAACCAUCCUUUUUAUAUCUCUUUAAUUUAUUAGGAAUAUCAUCUAUAUUGUGACUUUUA